ACUGUCCAUCUAAGAUGAGUCUCCCAGAGGAAGAGAGUGUAAGAUCAGGCUCACAUGUGUUCAGCUCUGUGUCUGUGAAGAGUGACUGGUCACAUGAUCUUCCACCAAAAUUCAGUGAGAAAACACCAUCAUCACCUACCAAAAGUGUAAGAUCAGGCUCACAUUUGUUCAGCUCUACGUCUCUGAAGAGUGACCAUUCAAAAAAGGAUAUACCCAACUUCAGUGAGAAAACACCAUCAUCGCCUACUAAAAGUGUAAGAUCAGGCUCACAUGUAUUCAGCUCUGUGUCUGUGAAGAGUGACCAUUCAAUAAUAUUUGAACCACCAGAAUUCAGUGAGGAAACAAUAUCAUCUACCAAAAGUUAUAAAGGACAAAAGACAACAGUAAAUAUUGGUGCAGAAUUUACACGGUGGCAAGCAUUAAAAGCACAGAAGGGAUUGAAGAGUGAUGUGGAACUGGCAACUUUUCUUCUCAACAGGGUUCAAUAUGAGAAAUCAGCCUCAGAAUUCCAGACGUACCGCCUCCGUAAAGAGUUCAGUGAAAAUCGCCUCUGGAUCUUCCAGGAUCUUGAGAACAAAAUAGUCGUAUUUCUGAAAAAUGAGUUGGAAAAGUUGAAGAAAAUAUUACAAAAAGAGAACACACAGUACUUUGUGCAAGACUUCAAUGAGGGCAUGUGCAGUAUCAAAGAAGCAGCUCUGGAUAUCACACUCUACUUCCUAAGAGAUAUGAAGCAAGAUAAACUUGCAGAUACUCUAGAGGAUGAGCUCGUCCUCAUUCAUCAGCGACAGCUGAAAUCAAACCUGAAGAGGAAGUAUCAAUGUGUGUUUGAAGGAAUUGCAAAACAUGGUGAUUCUACACUUCUGAAUAACAUCUACACAGAUCUCUAUAUCACUCUGGGUGGUAGUGAACAGGUCAAUACUGAACAUGAAGUAAGACAGAUUGAGGUUGCUUUCAGACGUCAUGAAUCACAAGAGAUACAGGUUGAAUGCACGAAUUUGUUUGAAGCACCCGAACAAGACAAGGAGAUCAGAACUGUGCUGACAAAAGGAGUUGCUGGCAUCGGAAAAUCAGUCUCUGUGCAAAAGUUUGUUGUGGAUUGGGCUGAAGAAAAAGAAAAUCAGGAUAUCAGCUUUGUAUUUCCUCUUCCUUUCCGGGAGAUGAACUUAAAGGAGGAAGAAAACCAAAGCUUGAUGAGCCUUAUAACUCAGUUUUUCCCUGAGACAAAGGGACUGAACCUUACAAGAAGGAAUCAGUUCAAAGUCCUGUUCAUCCUUGAUGGUUUGGAUGAAUGCCGUCUUCCUCUAAACUUUGAGGGUAAUGAGACAUGGCGUGACGUCUCGUCACCAGCCUCUCUGGAUGUUCUCCUCACAAACCUCAUCAAGGGAAAUCUGCUUCCUUCUGCUCUCAUCUGGAUCACCACCAGACCAGCAGCUGCCAGUAAGAUUCCCCCUGACUGUAUCGACCGGCUGACAGAGAUACGAGGAUUCAAUGAUGCACAAAAGGAGGAGUACUUCAGAAAAAGAUUCACAGAUCAGAAUCAGGCCAACAAAAUUGUUGAUCUUGUUAAACAAUCAAAGAGUCUCUUUAUCAUGUGCUACAUCCCAGUCUUCUGCUGGAUUUCAGCCACUGUUCUCCAGAGCAUUUUGGAAAUUAAAAGAAAAAAUUAUAUGAAAAAUGCCAAGAUUGUUGAUGCUGUAAAUGCUGAAGACACUCCCAAGACUCUGACACAAAUGUACACACACUUUCUCCGCUUUCAGAUCCAGCAGAGCAGACGGAAGUAUGAUGUUUCCUGGGAUAAAGAUACCAUCCUUUCACUGGGAAAACUGGCAUUUCAACAGCUGGAAAGAAACAACCUGAUCUUCUAUGACACAGAUCUGGAAGCCUGUGGUAUUGACGUCUCUAAAGCAUCAGUGUAUUCAGGCAUGUGUACCCAGAUCUUUAAGGAGGAUACAGGGAUCAUUCUUGGUACCAUGUACUGCUUUGUUCACUUGAGCAUUCAAGAGUUCAUUGCAGCCCUUUAUGCACAUCUGUUUCUAGACAUCAACAACCAAAGUGUCUUUAAUCAAGACUCCACAGAACAGGAAAACAAAAGUGAAACCUUGACUGAUUUGCUCAAGACUGCAGUGGACAAGGCACUUGAGAGUGACAGUGGACACCUGGACCUUUUUCUUCGAUUCCUCCUCGGUCUGUCACUUGAGUCCAGUCGUCCACUUUUAAGAGGUCUGUUAACUCAGCAAGACAGCAAUGACCAGAGCUACAAGGAAAUAGUUCAGUACAUCAAGCAGAAAUUAGACUCUAAUCUAUCUCCAGAGAGAUCCAUCAAUCUGUUUCAUUGCCUGAAUGAACUGAACGACCAAACUCUGGUGAAAGAGAUUCAAAGCCAACUUAACAAAGGAAGUCUCUCAUCUUCUGAUCUUUCUCCUGCCCAGUGGUCUGCUGUGGCCUUUGUGUUGUUGACGUCAGAGGAAGAGCUGGAGGAGUUUGAUCUACAGAAAUUCAAGAAAUCAGACGAGUGUUUCUUUAGACUUUUGGAAGUUGUCAAAACCUCCAAAAGAGCUCUGUUAAAUGAUUGUGACUUAACAGACAGAAGCUGUUCAGCUCUGGCUCCAGUUCUUGUAUCAGACUCCAAUCUGAAAGAGCUCAACAUGAACAAUAAUAACCUACAGGAUUCAGGAGUGAAGAAACUCUGCAUUGGACUGAAAAGUAUAAAUUGUAAAUUAGAGAUACUGAGGCUACGUGAUUGUGGUCUAACAGAGGAAAGCUGUUCAGCUCUCGCUACAGUCCUGAGAUCAAACUCCAGUCUGAAAGAGCUUGACAUGAGAAACAAUAAUCUGCAGGAUUCAGGAGUGAAGAAACUUGGAUUAGAAAAUACAAACUGCACACUGGAGAAACUCAGACUCUCUAACUGCAGUAUCACAGAAGAAGGUUAUAAAGCUAUGGCUUCAGCUCUGAGAUCAAACCCUUCACACCUGAUAGAGCUGGAUCUCACCGGAAAUUAUCCUGGACCAUCAGGAGUGAAGCAGCUCAGUGAUAUACUACAGGAUGGACAUUAUCAAUUGAAGACUAUCAGGUUUCUGAAAAGUGCUGCUGCACUCGAAGCGUGUAAGUAUCUCACUAAAGUUCUGGGUAAAAGUCCAUUAUUACUGAAAGAACUGGAUCUGAGUGAAGAUAAAUUAGGAGAGCUGGAUGGAGAGAAACUCUCUGCUCUUUUGAUGGACUCUCAUAGUAAAGUGGAGAAAAUGAAGCUGAAUAAUUGUAAGCGGACAAAGAAAAGCUGUUCAGUUCUAGCUACUGUUCUCUUCUCAAAAACCAUCCUGAAAGAGAUGAACCUGAACAACAGCCGUCUGCUGGACUCAGGAGUCAAAGAGAUCUGUGAGGGACUGAAGAAUCCUGUGUGUGAACUGAAGAUACUCAAGCUUUCAGACUGCAGUAUCACUGAAGAAGGUUAUAAAGCUCUGGCUUCAGCUCUGAGAUCAAACCCUUCACACCUGAUAGAGCUGGAUCUCACAGGAAAUGAUCCUGGACAAUCAGGAGUGAAGCAGCUCAAUGAUUUACUACAGGAUCCAAACUGUCAACUGAAGACACUGAGGUUUUUGGGUCCUGCUGCAGAUGAAGCCUGUCAGUAUGUGACUGGAAUUGUGGGUAAAAACCCGUUACUCCUGAGAGAGCUGAAUCUGAGUGAACAUGAACUAGGAGACACAAACAUGAAGCGGCUCGCUGCUCUACUGCAGGAUAAACACUGUACACUCAACACACUGACGCUGCGUGGUUGUGGUCUAACAGAGGAAAGCUGUUCAGUUCUUGCUACAGUCCUGAGAUCAAACUCCAGUCUGAAAGAACUUGACAUGAGCAACAAUAAUCUGCAGGAUUCAGGAGUGAAGAAACUCCAGAACGGAUUAGAAGAUACAAACUGCACAGUGGAGAAACUUGGACUUUCAGACUGCAGUAUCACUGAAGAAGGUUAUAAAGCUCUGGCUUCAGCUCUGAGAUCAAACCCUUCACACCUGAUAGAGCUGGAUCUCACAGGAAAUGAUCCUGGACCAUCAGGAGUGAAGCAGCUCAAUCAUUUACUACAGGAUCCAAACUAUUCACUAAAGACACUGAGGUUUUUGGGUCCUGCUGCAGAUGAAGCCUGUCAGGAUGUGAAUAGAGUUCUGGGUGAAAACCUGUUACUCCUGAGAGAACUGAAUCUGAGUGAACAUGAACUAGGACUGUCAGGAUUGAACAAACUUGCUGCUGUACUGCAGGAUAUACAUUGUAAACUCAGCAAACUGAUUCUGAAUAACAGCGAUAUCACAGAAGAAGAUUGUCAUGCUCUGACUGCAGCUUUAAAUUCAAACCCUUCAAAUCUGACAGAACUGAAUCUGAGUGGGACUAAACUCAGAAACUCAGGAAUGAAAAUCUUCUCGACUCUGUUUAAGAAUGAAAAAUGUAGUCUGAAAAAACUGAUGUUUAAUUGCAUCAGUAUUACAGAAGAAGGUUGUGCUGCUCUGGCAUCAGCAUUUAAUUCAAACCCUUCAAACCUGAUAGAGUUGGAUCUGAGUGGAAAUAAACUCGGAAACUCUGGAGUGACUGAAAUCUCCACUCUACUGGAAAACUCUCAGUGCACACUGCAGAUACUCAGACUUUUAGACUGCAGUAUCACUGAAGAUGGUUAUAAAGCUCUGGCUUCAGCUCUGAGAUCAAACCCUUCACACCUGAUAGAGCUGGAUCUCACAGGAAAUGAUCCUGGACAAUCAGGAGUGAAGGAGCUUGAUGAUUUACUACAGGAUCCAAACUGUCAGCUGAAGACACUGAGGUUUUUGGGUCCUGCUGCAGAUGAAGCCUGCCAAUAUGUGAUUAAAGUUCAGGGUGAAAACCCGUUACUCCUGAAAGAGCUGAAUCUGAGUUUACAUGAACUAGGAGACACACGAGUGAAUCAGAUCGCUGCUCUACUGCAGGAUAAACACUGUAAACUCAACACACUGAUUCUGUGUGGAUGCCAUAUUACAGAGAAACAGUGUUUCAUCCUGACUUUAGCUCUGAAAUCAAACCCAUCACACCUGAGAGAACUGGACCUGAGUGGAAAUAAAAUAGAAAACAAAGGAGUGAAGCACUUAUGUGAUCUACUGAUUGAUUUCCGCUGUAAAAUGGAGAGACUGAGGUUAAGAGGCUGUGAUAUGACAGAUGAAGGAUGUUCUGCCCUGACUUCAGCUCUGAAAUCAAACCCAUCACACCUGAGAGAGCUGGACCUGAGUGAGAAUAAACUAGGAGACUCUGGAUUUGAAAACAUUAGCAAUCUACUGAUGAACCCACAAUGCAAGCUGGAAAUACUAGCUCUGUGUAAAUGCAGUAUUAAAGAGAAGCAGUGUGUCUUCCUGACUUCAGCUCUGAAAUCAAACCCAUCACACCUGAGAGAACUGGACCUCAGUGGAAAUGUACUUAAACACACAAGAGUGAAUAAAUUUUAUGAUAUACUGAAGGAUUCACGAUUUAAACUGGAAGGAUUGAGGUUAAGGUACUGUGCUAUAAAAGCUGAAGAUUGUUCAACUCUGACUUCAGCUCUGAAAUCAAUGUCAUCACACCUGAGAGAGCUGGCCUUGAGUGGGAAUGAAAUAGGCCAGUUGGGAGCAACAAACCUCAGUGAUCUACUGAUGAACCCACAAUGCAAGCUGGAGAAACUAGAUUUGUGUAGAUGCAGUAUUACAGAGAAACAGUGUCUCAUCCUGACUUCAGCUCUGAAAUCAAACCCAUCACACCUGAGAGAGCUGAACAUCAGUGUGAAUCAACUAGGAGACUCUGGAGUUGAAAACCUUGGUGUUCUGUUGGGCAGUUCACAAUGCAAACUGGAUAAACUACAUCUGUGUGGAUGCAGAAUUACAGAGAAACAUUGUUUCAUCCUGACUUCAGAUCUGUGUUCAAACCUUUCACACCUGAGAGAGCUGGACCUCAGUGGGAAUAAAAUAGAAAACAAAGGAGUGCAGAUCCUGUGUGACAUACUGAAUAAUUCACACUGUAAACUAGAGAGAUUGAGUCUAAAUGACUGUGGCAUUACAGAUGUUGCUUGUUUGGCUCAGUCUUUGGCUGAAACAAAAGUACUGCUGUUUUUAAAAGAGCUUGAUCUGAGUAACAAUAAAAUAGGAGACUCAAAGCAGCAGCUCAUGGAUGUGCUGCAAGACUCAAACUGUGAACUGAAGUGA
Messenger RNA from Sinocyclocheilus rhinocerous, 6179 nucleotides. Its product is annotated as protein NLRC5-like. Gene Ontology annotation, molecular function: protein binding. The record is from RefSeq and is a predicted model, not a curated record. NCBI's taxonomy places the organism in Eukaryota, Metazoa, Chordata, Actinopteri, Cypriniformes, Cyprinidae. The coding region runs from base 15 to 6179 and encodes 2054 amino acids. The transcript is spliced from 31 exons.